Molecule: messenger RNA, 2026 nt
Organism: Vigna angularis (adzuki bean)
Lineage: Eukaryota; Viridiplantae; Streptophyta; Magnoliopsida; Fabales; Fabaceae
Product: actin-1
Exons: 5
Coding region: 674-1807 (377 amino acids)
Cellular component (GO): cytoplasm
Source: RefSeq, a predicted model, not a curated record
UUAAAUGUCCUAUAAAUGUUGGUUAUCGAGACUAAUGUUGGCGAUCUGUUUCUGAAUGUUUGGUUGGUACUCUUAAAUCGUACAUUGCAAUGCAGUUUUGAAGUGGUGGAAAAGUAUUGUGGUUGGAGGUGUGGGUCCUCAAGUAAGAUAUUGUAAUUGAAAGUUGAUUCAUCUUAAAGGGUGGCUGGCUGGCUGAGUGAAAGAGAUGAUGUGCGUAGAAUGAUUGAUGUAUUUUCUUAAAUCUUACAUUACAUCUUUGCCUUCGCACACUUAGAGGAAAAGAAAAGAAGGGUUGAACUGUUUCUUCCUUCGUCCUUUUCCUUUUCUUGUCCCUUCUUUUUUCUAUUUUCUUUAAACAAAAUUUCUGAAAUUAACCGCACCCGUUGUUUUUCUCCGUAAAAGAAUGAAUAGAAUUGGUGUAAAUGGAGAAAAGAAUGAGCGAUAAAUGUAGCAGUAGCAGCGUGAAUUUCUCUCUCUCUUUCUCCAAAUUUAAAAUGGACAAAAAUUGGGAGGCAUGAUCCGACGGUCCCGAUUGGUUUUGAUGGUUGUUAUAUUCAUUUGAAUGGAAUUUCGUUCAUUUUGUGUUUGUCACUGAGAAUCGAUUUUUCAUCCUCUCUUCUCCUCUUCUCUCCUCUCUCUCGCACUCGCAUUUCCAAAGAGCAGAUAUUAGAAGAUGGCAGACGCUGAGGAUAUUCAACCCCUUGUUUGUGAUAAUGGAACGGGAAUGGUUAAGGCGGGGUUUGCGGGAGAUGAUGCCCCACGUGCUGUCUUCCCCAGCAUUGUUGGCCGUCCUCGCCACACUGGUGUGAUGGUUGGCAUGGGCCAGAAAGAUGCGUAUGUGGGUGACGAGGCUCAGUCUAAGCGAGGUAUUCUCACUCUCAAGUACCCCAUUGAGCAUGGUAUCGUCAGCAACUGGGAUGAUAUGGAAAAGAUUUGGCAUCAUACCUUCUACAAUGAGCUUCGUGUCGCCCCAGAGGAACAUCCCGUUCUCUUGACCGAGGCUCCUCUUAACCCUAAGGCUAAUCGCGAGAAGAUGACCCAAAUCAUGUUUGAGACUUUUAAUGCCCCUGCCAUGUAUGUAGCCAUUCAGGCUGUUCUUUCACUCUAUGCCAGUGGUCGUACAACCGGUAUUGUGUUGGAUUCUGGGGAUGGUGUCAGUCACACAGUCCCUAUCUACGAGGGUUAUGCCCUCCCUCAUGCCAUCCUUCGUCUUGAUUUGGCUGGUCGUGAUCUCACUGAUUUUCUGAUGAAGAUUCUGACUGAACGUGGAUAUUCUUUUACCACCUCAGCAGAGCGCGAAAUUGUGAGGGAUAUGAAGGAAAAGCUGGCUUACAUAGCCCUGGACUAUGAGCAGGAGCUUGAGACAGCCAAGACCAGCUCUGCAGUGGAGAAGAGCUAUGAGUUGCCUGAUGGGCAGGUUAUCACCAUUGGCGCUGAGCGUUUCAGGUGUCCCGAGGUCUUGUACCAACCAUCCAUGGUAGGAAUGGAAGCAGCAGGCAUUCACGAAACAACAUACAACUCCAUUAUGAAAUGUGAUGUUGACAUCAGGAAAGAUCUGUACGGUAACAUUGUACUUUCAGGAGGCACAACCAUGUUCCCUGGCAUUGCUGAUAGAAUGAGCAAGGAAAUUUCUGCUUUGGCCCCCAGCAGCAUGAAGAUCAAGGUGGUUGCACCUCCUGAGAGAAAGUACAGUGUCUGGAUCGGAGGUUCUAUCCUGGCAUCCCUGAGCACCUUCCAGCAGAUGUGGAUUGCAAAGGCAGAGUACGAUGAGUCUGGACCAUCAAUUGUGCAUAGAAAGUGCUUCUAAAUUGUUUGAUCAGUAGGGUUAUUGAAGGGAAAGACGGCUGUUUUAUUCCUCUGGAAGAAGUGCUGCCUGCUUGUAACCCUUUCAUUCUAUUCUAACUUUUUGUAUCCGUUUACGUUAUUCUCUGGAGUGAUGAUUUGGAGAAGGCGAGGAGUUUAUUUUGUCAAAAAUGGUGCAUGCAAUUUUCACUAUUAUUAUAUAUUUGUAUUUUUAUUUUGUUUA